Molecule: messenger RNA, 285 nt
Organism: Dentiscutata heterogama
Lineage: Eukaryota; Fungi; Glomeromycota; Glomeromycetes; Diversisporales; Gigasporaceae
Source: the annotation of a GenBank genome assembly
AUGGCAAUUAAAUUUUUAAUUCAAUUAGCUACUGAUGCUUGUAAACUUAAAACUAUGUUACAAAUGCAAUAUAUAUAUUUUGCAGCAAAAAAAUAUUUAGCACUUUUAGUCUAUUCUGAUUUAUAUCAAUUUAUAGAUUUUUAUUACAAAAAUUUUAAAGUUAUAAAUCUUUGUGAUACACCUCUAGCAUUAGAAUUUCUAUUACAUUUAUCAAAAAAUUUACUAUUAGAAUCAAAUAAAUAUGGAUUCUAUUUAUCAGAAAUAUCUGCUAAAGAUAUUGAAGAG